AAAUUAUCUGGUGGCUUUAUUUUUUUAAUGUUGGCACUACUUUAUAACAAUCACUGUCGAAGAGAAGGUGGUCAAUUAAAAACCCGGAAUAAUUUCGAUUUUUCAAGUUGUUCGAAGAAGUGCACGCGCUCUUUCAAUCGUCUACAAUGAAUAUAGAAGAUUUAGCAGAAGAUAGUGAUACAAGUGACGAAGAUUAUGUUCCCGGUGGAAAACAGGAGGACGUUCCUUCCGAGGUGGACUCAGAUGGGGAUUCCGAAGAUCCAUUGUCGGAUGCUGAAGAUGUGGGCAAAAGGGGGGUCAAGCGGAAGAAAAAGGGUGCGAAAAGUAGGAAGAAACAGAAGAAUGAAUCUCAACAAUCAGAUGAAACAACUGAAACAAUAAAAGAAGAAGAAUCAAUAGAAGAUAAAAAGAAAAAAGAAGACGAUUUGUGGGCGGACUUCAUGAAAGAUACCGGCUUUCAAUCAAGGGGUAGCAGGUUGGGCAGUUCCAAUGUGUCAAAUUCAAAGACGAACACAAAACCAAUAGAAAAAAAGCCGGAGCCUGAGGUGAAGCCCAAAAAGGAAACGGUGAAGGUGACACAGAUUUUCGAGUUUGCUGGUGAAGAAGUUAAGGUAGAAAAGGAAGUUGCUGCGGAUUCGGCGGAGGCACGAUUGUUAAGUAAACCAACAAAAUCGGAUACUAAAGUUGGAAAGCCAGCACCCGCGAGGGGAGGACUGAGCGGUAUUAGUAAUGUAUUGAGUCAACUAGGAAAGAAAGCGAAAAUAAGCACUUUGGAAAAGUCUAAAUUAGACUGGGAUAGGUACAAACGGGAGGAGAACAUUGAGGAAGAACUGCAGAAUUACAAUAAAGGAAAAGAUGGGUACUUAGAUAGACAAGACUUCUUAAAUCGUGCAGAUCUUCGGCGGUUUGAAAUCGAAAGAGAAAUUAGGACUAUAGAAAGGAACAAAAGGAGCACUAUAUAAAUUGUAUUAGCUAUUUCAAAAAUGCAGUAUUCAUGUAACAUUUCCACGUUAGGACUAAUGUAUUAUCGCGUACAUAAAUGCUGUAUCAGUUUUUGACUGUUUCACUUCGUACCGCUACUUUCUGUGCCACCCAUAUUACUGUAACAAUUGUAAAUGUGAUGUAGAUGACAUUUGUCCAAAACUGAUACAGCACAAGCCCAUAGUGGUACGCAGAAGGAUUCGACGCAAAUGUAUACUUUUUACUUUUAAUCUAAUAUGAUUAGGUGAUGAAAUAGAUUUGCAAAUACAUGCAUAAAUUGAGAAUUAUUUUUUAUGAACAAGAACGUAAUAUGACUCAAAUAAAGAAUUGUGCAGUG
This is a messenger RNA of Aethina tumida (small hive beetle), 1318 nucleotides long. RefSeq names its product craniofacial development protein 1 (gene Yeti). The record is from RefSeq and is a predicted model, not a curated record. Lineage: Eukaryota; Metazoa; Arthropoda; Insecta; Coleoptera; Nitidulidae. Bases 147 to 962 code for a protein of 271 amino acids. The transcript has 4 exons.